Messenger RNA from Mytilus californianus (California mussel), 2999 nucleotides. Its product is annotated as ceramide kinase 1-like. The record is from RefSeq and is a predicted model, not a curated record. NCBI's taxonomy places the organism in Eukaryota, Metazoa, Mollusca, Bivalvia, Mytilida, Mytilidae. Gene Ontology annotation, molecular function: kinase activity. The transcript is spliced from 12 exons. The coding region runs from base 103 to 1461 and encodes 452 amino acids.
GUACAGUUAUCGUUCUUUUUAACCGUUAGUCAUACUUAACAUAUCGAUGUAAACAAAUCAAAAUUAUCAGAAAUAUUUGUUUGUUGCGCUUCAAAAGGUGUCAUGGAUUUUAACGUUCAAAUAUCUGGUGCUUCAACCGAAAUACAAAUAGGAGAAUCAGGCAUUGUGUAUUUCACAGGAAAGGAAGAAUAUAAACGUGCUUACGAAGAUAUUAUAUCAUUGGAGAAAUUAUCUGGUGACGGAAAAGCAUGUAGACUUCACUACAUACAAGAUCACCCGUUUCCAAAUCACAAGUUGACGAAAGAAUAUUUAAAUAUUACAUCAGAGGAUAAGGUUUUAAGAGAUUUUGAGGAAACGCUUUCUAAGAAAAUCAGUGCAGUUACAAAAAGACCGCGGAAAUUAGCUGUGUUUGUCAAUCCAAUUGGUGGAAAAGGAAAAGGUAAACAAAUUUGUGAUGAAAAAGUGGUACCAGUUUUGCAGCUAGCAGGGAUACAGACAGAUGUUGUUGUUUCACAAAGAGCGUACCAUUUUAAAGAAAUAACAGAGAACUACGACUUUAAUUCUGUGGACGGGUUAAUUAUAAUGGGAGGUGAUGGAACAUAUUCAGAAAUAAUAAAUGUUCUGAUGAGAAAAAGGCAACAUGAAGCUGGUGUAGAUUUCAACAAUAGUUCCUCUCUUUUGAAAACGAUGGAUUUCCCUAUUGGCGUUAUACCUACAGGGUCUGCUUGUGGACUUGCUAAACUUGCACAUGGAGUAUUUGAUGUAAUGACAUCAGUUCUACACAUUAUAAGAGGUAGAACAGACCACUAUAACACAAUUGGUGGGUUCAAUAACAACAAACUGAUAGGAUAUGGAAUCAUAUGUUUUGGUUAUGUUAUGUACGCCGAUCUGAUGUAUGAUACUGAUGUUAACUAUCGAUGGAUGGGAACAUUCCGUUAUAUAUAUGUGCCAUUCAGGAACGUUUUUAUAAAGCCACUCAGAGAGGUGGAAAUGGAAAUAACAUACGAAUAUUUAGAAAAUAGAGAGUCGGGUAGUACAACUGAAGAGGAAAAGGCUAAUUUGCAAGUUACAGAGACGAAAAGAAUAACAAAUGUAAUAGGUGGAACAGGCGACGUAGAUUUUAAAGACCGGCCAUAUGAUAAACAGCCAGCAAAAAAAGACCAGUUUUUUAUGUUAGAAUAUACUAUGUGUGGGAGAUGGGCUCUGGCUAAGCAUUUUGUCAAUCUGUACCGACUUACGGAGGAGCAUCUGGAUUCGGUCAAACAUUUUGUGAAUUACAAUAGAAUAAAAUCCGUACGUCUGAGAGCCACGGAAAACAAUGAUCCUAGCCAGCGUGAAAUGAAUCUAAGGUUCAACAUUGAUGGAGAGAGUCACCAAUUAGAAACACCAGACGUAUAUAUCAAAUUGUUUCCUCGAUGUUUAACAUUAUAUACCUCUUACAAAGGAUCAUGGAGAUUUUAGAUUUCAAACUUCAACGUACAUACAGUUUUAGUAGUUUUAAAUCAAUUGUUGUUUUUAAAGUAUUUUUCAAAUUGAUAUUUCGCAAUACAAAUACACUAUAAAUUUGGUGAUUUAUGUUCGAAAUCAACUUCAUCACGAUUUUAAGCUUUACAAACUUAAUUUACUUGUAGAUGUAAAAGGUUCUGGACGAUUCUCUUUUUGAAAGAAUAAAACUAAAUGCUGUUUGUUUCAAAUACUAAUUGUAUGUAGUAUAAUAUGUAUGGUAUUGUGUUAAGUAUGUGUAGCAACUUCAAGCUAUGUAAUAACUGAUAAGUUUGGAAUUGUAUACUAUGUAAAUGUAACCUUUUAUGUUUUAAUCAACGACUUCACAAAUAUUAUAUAAGUCGGAAAAUAGUAAAACAGUCUUCUUCCGUUUUAUGUCUCUAAAAACACCGGAAAGGGCCUCCUUUGUGCACAAAGGAGCGCAAUGUAGCACAAAAGAAAAAAAAAAGAGGUUUGUUUUAUUUUAUGAAUAAAAUAAGAUGUUGGGUAUACGUCAAUGAUAGAAUUGAGAAUGGAAAUGGGGAAUAUGUCAAAGAGACAAAAAUCCGAACAAAGAGCAGAAAAAAGCCCAAGGCCACAAUUGGGUCUUCAAGGCAGCGAGAAAAUCCCGCACCCGGAGGCGGGCUACAGCUGACCCCUUCCCGAAUCUAUUUACGCUGUGAAUAUUGUAUAAAUAAUUAAAAUUAUAAUUUACUUUUGUGCUUGUCAGUUAAAACAACUAAUAUGUUUGUUAUUUGGACCUAGAAGUCGUUCUGAAUAUGUCUGAAAUAUUUGUCAAUGGCCGUUAAACAAACAAUUUUAUAUUGCUUUAAUUUUUUUUUGAUAAAAAUUUUUUUUUUUCUCACUUACGCAAUAAAACUAUGUUUUUUUCAAAUUUAUAUCGCUAUGAAGAAAAUGUUUCACAAGACGCAAAAAAUGUCUUUGAAUAGUGGUGUCGGAAGAAUUUUAUGAUCCGUAUUCACUUUGUUUUAUCGAAUUUUAUUCUGGGCAAAUUCAAAGUAUGAACUGAAAUUUUCUUACUUAACGAAUCUUGUAACGAGAGUGUCACAUCAUGAAUCUAUGGCUUUGAAUGUUUCUAUGAAAGAAUUCACUCAUUAUAAACUUUCUUAUAAAGUGUUUUUUAUUUCCCCUCCUUUUUUACUUCAAUAGACUAAUAUAAGGAGGUUCAAACUUGUAUUAGAAUAUAAUCUGGUUGAAUAGACGAUGUGUUUGAUCAACGCUUGUGUGAUCUAUAUUAAAAAAAACAUGUGUAUUUUGCAUACGUUUGAAAUUUUUAUUCCAAAUAGUUUUCUUGCUUUUAAAAAAUGCUCUUAAACACUGAUGAUUAAUUGUGAAGAAUUUCGCCUCAUUUAUAUUCAAUAGUUUUUAUUUGUGAAAAUUGUACAAACAAUGUUUACUUUAUUUUUUUCUGUUUAAUGUACAGCCUUUAUUUAUAUGUUCAUGUUUUACAAUAUUUUGCAAUAUAUAUGUAUAAUAAAAUCGUCGAUAAUUGAUAA